CUCGGAGGUUAGGUUUGGUGGUUUGGAGGGGGCUGAGCUGUCCGCGAUAUGAGUGUGGUGUAUCCGAAAAUCGUGUGUGCAAAAAAGGGCUCGAUUAUUAAUUAUUGCAUUCCAAAUGUUUUUACUGAAGUGACGCCGCAAUGAAUUCGCGGAUCAUUGGACGUAUCGUGUUACAAGCAGCGUGUUAGCGGACUCGCAAAUAAGCACUACCAAUGGACGCGGCCAUAGCAGAAAUCGCGCAAAUCUCGCUCAUUAACUACUUCGAUUAGUAAAUUACAUUAAAAUCUACAUAAUGCCGAAAAACGAUGUGAAAUUCAAGUGUCUACCAGCUACCUUCGCUUGGACCCUUUUGCUCAGCACCACAACUCUCUUUUUCUAUUUCCCGUGUCGAUAUUACAUUGAACCGUACCCAUGGGUUCCUGCGUUGCAAGGAGUUAUCACCUUCUUCGUCUUGGCAAAUUUUACACUAGCCACGUUCAUGGACCCUGGAGUUAUACCGAAAGCUCCUCCAGACGAAGAUCGAGAAGAUGACUUUAGGGCACCACUGUAUAAAAAUGUCGAAAUAAAUGGAAUUACAGUUCGGAUGAAAUGGUGCGUCACCUGUAAAUUCUACAGACCACCAAGAUGUUCACACUGCAGUGUUUGCAAUCACUGUAUCGAGACAUUCGACCACCAUUGUCCAUGGCUAAACAAUUGCAUUGGCAGGAGAAACUACAGAUUUUUCUUCUUUUUUCUUCUCUCGCUAAGUUCACACAUGCUCAGUAUAUUUGGACUUUGCCUCUACUUCGUGCUGUUACACAAACAGCAUCUCGGAGAAGUUCAGACUAUAGUAGCAAUGGUACUCAUGGGCGUGGUGGCAUUGCUGGUAAUUCCGAUAUUCGGUUUAACCGGGUUUCACGUAGUGCUCGUGUUCAGAGGGCGUACAACGAACGAACAAGUGACAGGAAAAUUCAACACAGGCUACAAUCCUUUCUCCCGUGGAUGCUUUCACAAUUGCUGUUACACGCAAUUUGGACCGCAGUUUCCAAGUUUAAUUAAACCUGAAAAGUAUUCAGGAAAACGACGGGGCGCUUGCACGUCUGACAUCUCUAUCAUCGCCACUGAGAACCAGGUAAAAACCUACAUGGAUAGCAGCAAUGGUGUUAGAAAUGCCAGUUCAAAUGCUUACAAUAAGCUAUCACCUGGUCGCGAUGGAUCAGAUACGGAUAUGGAACCGACGGCUUCACAAUCAGCAGAUUGUGAACCAACUCCUCCGUUGCAAAGACAUGGUUCUAAAAGUAACUUUUUCCUGCCAUCUAUGGAAAAUAACGACUCUCCGCGACAUCCUCUGCCUGCGCAGCAUCGACAUCCUGUUCAUUAUCCUAGAGGCAGUCCACAUCCCAGGCCGAGCGAUCUUUACAGAGGAAUGAACGGAUCUCGCAGUCAUACGCCCGAUCCUUUGUCACCUGAAGGUAGUGGCUCGCCUGCAACAGGUCCACAAAGAGGUCAGGGUCAAGGAGGUGCAAGUCCAACGAUGCAGCAACGAAUCAAAGCCAUUGGUGUACCCACCCCUCUUGCCAUUUCCAGUCCAAUUCGCAGAUCAAAUCCAGGAACCCCGACGCAGGUCCGUCGGCCUGACUUUAUCGGCGUGAACGACGCUCCAGCCUACUACGACGUCCAGCAGUGCAACGCUGCCUGCACUCACAGCAACAACUACAGCCCUCAGAGGCGUUUCCUCUCAGAGAGCGAACUUGUUCGCCAGCAGGGCAGUAACGAGCAUCCCUACUCCCGCACCAACAACACCGUCGACAACAUCCGAGAACUUGCCGGUUCUCCUCAGCGAGGUGUCUACAUGUGGAAGGACAAUUCCCCAGGCAGCUAUCCCGCGCCCGGGACACAGCCUUCGCCCUCUCAACGUCCUCCACCUUACGAUUAUUUCAGGUCGAAUCCAACGAGCCCCACGCAACAGUUUGCCAAUGCGCCUCGACCUGCUUAUCAUCCCGCGAUGAGAGGCGGGGUACCAGUCUUCCCUCCACAGCAUCCGCACCAAUCUCCCCAGGUGAAGCGAAAAACGAUGGCGACACCCACAACGCCAACCUCCUCCGACGGAAGGCGAAGGCCCAUGAGUUUUGUCCGAGCUCUUGAGAUGACCGACUCGAUGGAGAUGGUCGCGACAGCAAACGACUCGAGGUCACAAAGACCAACCACUCCAACCCCGGAUCGCGCCAGCGUCUACGACAUGAAUUACGAGAUAUCGGUAUAGCGCACCCUUUUCAUCUUCGCGCCCUUCUACGGAAAAGCGCCGGAGAUGGUCCGAGAAUCAGCAGACUGUUUCCAUAUCAUGUGCUUCAGUGAGAAAAAGAUACAAGGAUACGAGAUAUUCGUCUGAGUCUGGUGCAGGGGGACGAAUCGCGUGUGCCAAGGAUCCGACGAAGACACGGGACAAUUUUAUAAUUAUAUCUACCCAGUGACUUCCACCAUUUUUACGAAGGGGGUUUUGGAGGCUGCGUUUCAGGAAUCGAGGGUUUUUCUGAAGUUUCAAUUCGGAAGGUGCAAUUUAGGAUAUUUUCUGAUGGCGGUGAAGGACUCCUCCGAGUGCGGGAGCUUCCGAUUAAGAGUCAGGGUGUCCAGGGUGAGGAUUCUAAGUGGAGAAUAAAGUCUGAGGGUUUCGGGCCCCUGGACUUUUGAGAGCAAAGUCAGAGAUUUUUGCGUAAGUUCUCGUAUUUUUAGUUAAGUUCUUUAUUAUUAUUUUUUUUUUAAUUUCAGUACAAAGUGUUUUCUUUCUUGUUUUUGUUGAGGGAUUUAGAUAUUUUUUAAAGUCUCAAACAAAGUUUGGGCAAUUACUGAACAGCUUUUCAUUUAGUUUGCAAUUUUUCAUAUUUUUAGGUAUAUGACAUUUAACUUAUUUAUCAUUGUCGGCGAUGUUGAAAUUGUAGGGAUUGAUAUUAGUUUUUUUUUCUUCUUCUGACGACUCUAAAAAAGUUUAGAAUCGUUUGGAUGUUUUUCGCAUUUAACUUUUAGAUUUUGACAAUUUGAUCUAAAUUCCUGGUAUUGUGUUUGCAUUUAAUAAAAGGAAUUCUUUGUCGAAAUAAAAGCAUCUUGUCAGUUUUUAUUGUAAUUGUUUAUAUUUUUCAAGCAUUAUGGGAUCGAAUCAGUUUCAAUUCAAGCGAGCGUUGACUUGCUAAUAAAAUAUGUUUUUUUACGUAUAAAUUAAGGAGACACGUAUUUUUUUAAUUGACAUAGCGCUAUUUUUUACGAAUAUUUACAACAUUUUAAGCUAAAUGAGGUUUUUACCAAUUUUACAUUAAAACCCGUGCCGUUUGUGCAAGUUUUUUUUUGGAGAUAUUAGGGGUUUUCUUGUUUCAGUUUAUCCAGUUUUUGCACUCUUUAAAAAAAAUGGUAAAAUUAUUUCGAUUUUUUGAAAUUGAGAAAGACAUGUUCUCAAUAAUCCCAUGUUUUUUCGUGAGAACUUCAGGAAUUAUUGAUACAAAUGUAGUAUAUUUAUCAUAAAUUUAUAAUCUGGUAUUUGGUCAUUUUUCGAAAAAGACAAAUUAUUUUUGAGUUUUUUUUUUAAUUCUCGUAAUUUUUUAGAUUAAAUUUUUUUGUUCAGUUAUCAGAUUUCUUUCGAAACUGAUGAGAAAAACGAAGAAAGGAUAAAAAAUAGUGAAGCUAUUUCGAUUUUAAAAAAAUUGAAACUUGAAAUUUUCUCAAGACAGCUACAUUUUUUUCAAUUUAUUUCUUAGGAAUGAUAGGUAAUCGCAAUAUAUAGUUUUAUAGUAUUUAUAGUUCAAUAUAAUAACAUUUUUCUUAUUUGAAGGAAAAAAUAACAGUAAAAUACAAAUAAAUGCGAGAAUAAUAGUACGAAAAAGCAGAAUUUACUUUCGCUAGAAAUACAUGCAGGUUUAAAAUAUAUGUUAAGUUGACUAUAUAUUACCUAUACUUCUGAAAUUUUUAACGAAAAAAAAAUUGAGCUGUUUUGAGAAAAUUUCGUGUUUUAAAUUAUUCAAAAAAUCGAAAUAGCUUGAUUAUUUUUGGUAAUUUCAUGGAUGAUUCCAUCGGUUUAGAAAGAGUAAAAAAAUGACAAAACUGGAACACAAAAAACCGUAAAAUGUAAAGAAUUUGCAAAAAGGGCAAGAUUUUGAGAAGACUAUAUUAUUCCUCAAAUUUCAUGCAAAAAAAAAGAAAAAUCGAAACAACUUUACUAGUGUGAAAGGGUGCAAAAACUUGGAUAAACUGAAACACGAGAAAAACAUUAAUUUAAAAAAAUUUUCAAAAAUGACACGCCUUUUAAAGUCAAAUUUUGCAAAAAAAUUAAUUUUGUCCUUAGAUUUUUUAAAUAUUCAUAAAAAAUGUCUCUAUGUUAAUUUAAAAAAUGCGAGUAAUCCACAGUGCUACAUGAUUUGAAAUUGAUUUGGCCAUGGGUACUUGAAUUAUUUAACCAUAUAUGACUAAUUAUUUUAAUUAUUUAAGAAAUCUUUGAACUUUCGUAAAAAAAUGUUUACAUUUAGCAUUUUGGGACCUUCAAUUCCAAAGAUUAUGAAGUUCGUUUAUUUGAAAACCGAUUUUAAAUUCUAGCUUUUAGGAUCAGAAUUUUUAUAAACUACAUUUUAAAUGAUUAUUUUAAAGUUAUAAUGAGUUUAAUAUAUUUGUAUAUGAUCUAGAAACUCUUACGCUCUCUAUAAAGUAUACCGAAUUAAAAAUUCUCCACAUUUCAAUCAUCGAGAAUAUUUGAAAAGUUGGAAAUUACUAGGCUAGCCAUAAGUAAAAUGUGUAGAUAGCGCUAUAUAAAAUGUUUAAAUAAUAAGAAAAGAACCCUUUAAAGUCCCUGAUUUGUGCUCGUGAAAAAUGCAUUUAUAACGCCUGAAAUUCUCAGGACUUUGAGGAGCAACUUUUUGCUGGAGACCCUGAGACUCAAGAAUCGGCUGAGCAUAGAGGCUGGGUAGCGUCUGACUUACUUGGCAGGAACUGAACAGUUUUUUUAUUACAUUAAGGUCAGUUUAGAUUUUUAUACAGUGUCAAAAAAGAACGCGACUUGCUUUUAAAGGCGCGCGAAAGCCAAUCAAUCACACAUUUCCAGUACGAUUCGACGAAUAAGUGGACCCUGGGGAUUUUCGAAUUAUCCUUCCCAAUUGAAAAAUAUCUGUGUCCAGUAAUGAGAGUUACUUAAUCGACUUAAGUCAUCGUCAGGAUAGAAUAACAAAUUUUGUGUAAAAUAAUCGUGAACUGUGUAGUAAGAUUUUUAAUAUACGAAUAUUUAAUGAGAUAUUUAUACGUAAAUGAUGUAAGCAUAAGACUAUGGAGUUUGCCUGUUUCUUACACAUGAUUUUAUCAUCAAUGUGCCCAUGAACGUUGAUCUUUUUACGGUUAAUUCGAUUUAUUGUUUCGAUGAAUUGUAAAAUGAAUAUUAACGGCCGAAUGUUGAGGUGUGAAAGUGACCGCGAAAUGAGUGAAUGCGGUGAUUUAAUUGAUUAUCGAGAGUCGAUAAGAGACACUUGAGUUUUUGUUAUAAAAAUGGAACCUCUUGUAAUAUAUAUAUACAUUGCAUAAA
This is a messenger RNA of Belonocnema kinseyi, 5527 nucleotides long. RefSeq names its product palmitoyltransferase ZDHHC5 (gene Zdhhc8). The coding region runs from base 293 to 2242 and encodes 649 amino acids. Gene Ontology annotation, molecular function: palmitoyltransferase activity. Gene Ontology annotation, biological process: protein palmitoylation. The record is from RefSeq and is a predicted model, not a curated record. The transcript is spliced from 10 exons. NCBI's taxonomy places the organism in Eukaryota, Metazoa, Arthropoda, Insecta, Hymenoptera, Cynipidae.